AAAAUGACUAGUGCAGUACCUUUUUUAAAGAAGGGACAUGGUAGUUCUCAGUCAUCACUUGGAGGGGCCACUGCAUCCUCACCGGGAAACUCCCCACAUACCAUCAAUGCAUUCCAGCCAAACAGCCGUAAAACUGUGGAGGACAUCUUAGACUGCCUGAAGGAUCUGAAGUCCGACUUUGAAGCCAAUAGUCAGCCAAUUACAGAUGACAACCAGACGCUACAUCGGUUUUGUGCUAAACUGGAAUACCUUCUACAGGCCAAUAUGAAAGAUAAGCUGACUCUGCUGGGGAGAAAGAAAGACUAUUGGGAUUAUUUCUGUGACAGUAUUGGUUCUACAAAGGGGGUCAACGAUGGAAUCAAGUAUGUCAAGACUAUCGGAGAUUACAAAACAUCAAUUGGUAAGGGUCGAGCCCUCCUGAGGUUUUGUCUCAUGCACAGUAGAAUGGCAGACAGUAUACAACAGUGUACAAUGAACGGCAAAGUAACAAGUGACUGGUUCUAUCCCAAAUCUGUGUGGUUACAACAUGAUGAACGUAACAAGAUUAUAAGUGCACUUUAUGACCUUAAUGAUAUUCAGUUUGACCUUGCUGCUAGAGGUUAUGACCUUGACAAUGCCUGGCCUUCUUUUGCAAGGAAGAAUAUCAGUGGGGUCAACAACUGGAAUCUGACUAGUAGAACAUCCAGCAUGUCCAGUCUCCUCAGUAUACCUGGGCAGGACAUGAACUCGUCCAGGCAUGUUCUGUCAUCUACACCCAAUGAUUCUGACCUUGAUCACUUGACCUCUGACAGCAUGCAUGCUGAUCUGAUGGACAAAAUGGAGGCUUUGGAACAACAGAAAGCAAGUUUCCAGCAGUCUGUGAUCACCUCUCAGGGUGAGCUUGGUAUGUUGCAAGACCAGUACAAACGUCUGAAGGAUGACCAUGAGACUCUGACCACUGACCACAAGAACAUACAAUAUAGGUUUGAUCGACUGAGUCUGGAGUCUGAGACGCAUCAGAAUGAAUGGAAGAUGAAGGAGGACAUGUAUCAGAAACAGCUCGACAGUGCAAGACAGGAAACAGAGACUCUCAGGUCAAAGGUCAACAGUAUGGAGGGGAAAGUUCAACAACUUGAUACGUCCAGGAAGGAUUCUGAUGAUUCUAACAUGGCCAAGAUUGCCGAACUAGAACAGAUGAAAAUGGAUCUUACGUUGGAGGUUCGUACUUUAAGCCAAGAUUUUGAAAACAAGAAAAAGGUUGAGGAAAAACAUUUGGAUAUCAUUAAAGAAAUGGAAUCAAAGCUACAAGAUGCAGAAUUAAAGACAAACAAACUUUUAGAUGAAUUGAAAUCAGUUGUGAAAAAUAAAAAUGAGGCAGCCUCUUCAAAAAUGGAUUCUGUCAGUCAACUUCAAAAUUCCUUAGUCAGUUUAAAAGAAGCUGAGGCAGAAAAUCUAAAAUUGAGAGGAGAAAUUCUUGACCUUACAAAUCAGUGUAGUCAAAGAGAUCAGGAUAUAGUUGCAUUGGAAAGUAAAAUGGUUGAUUUGAACAGUCAUCGCGAAAGUGAACAUCACUCUGCCGAACAAAAAAUAGAGAAACUGCAGCAAAAACUUGAAAUAGAAACUUCUAGAGCAGUGCAAGAACUGAAGAAUUUGCAAGAUUUGAAUUCAGCAAUAGAAAUGGAAAAAUCUGAAACAGUUACAAAGCUGAAAAGUGAAAAUAAAAUGCUGAGUUUGGAAAAUGACACAAGUAAAACUGAAAUGGAGAAAGUCAGAGCGCUUGCUAGCGAUCUUGAAUCAAAACUAUCCAAAUCAGAGGAAAGUAGAAAUUUUGAAAGUGUAAGAUUACAAGAAAGUUUAAAACAUUUAACUGCUGAAAAUUCCAGACUGCAGACAGAUGUAGAUAGUGUAAAUAAACAAUUAGCUGAGAGAGAGAGUGUUACGUUGGAACAGACUCAUAAGUUAGAGGAAUCUCAACGAAUAUUAUGUGAGGAAAAAGUUCGUUGUGAAAGCCUUCAUGCACAAAUAAAAAGUCUUCAAGGUGAUAUCAAGGACAAAGAAACGGAAAUUCGAAAUCUGAUUGAACAGCAAUCUUUAGAAAAGGGAUCUGUUACUGAGGUAAAGACUGUCCUACAGGAGAAGAUGGCUGCUAACAGAGAGCUCGAAUCUCAAGGGAGACAGUGUGUACAGUCCUUACAAUGGCUACAAGGCUGCAUAAACACAGGAACAUUCAAUCAGAAUCCUACCAAGCUGGAUGAUGUGGAAUUUUCCAAUGUGUUUAGUGGGCUUGUAGAAAAAAUGGUUGAAAAGGAAGAACAAAUGAAGUGUGUGGUGGCUGAGAAAAAGUCUCUUACGGAUCAGUGCAAUUCUUUUACUGUUGAGAACACGAAACAAGGGACACAACUCAAGGAGAGAAAGAAAGAUAUGGAAAGACUGAAUAAAUCUUUGUCAAAUUUACAAGAAAGAGAAAAACUUCUUCUAAAACAAAAUUCAGAAAUAACUGAAAAUGUUUGUAACCUAACUGAAGCAAAAGAUGAAUUAACUGAAUGUUUGAAAAAGAGAGAAACAAUUAUUUCUGAAAGUGAAUUGGAAGUGAAACACCUCCGAGCAGAAGUUGUUAAUCUAAGAAAAGAAUUGAAUGAAAAGUCAGCAACGUUGUGUGAACUACAAAAUUCUGUAUCAGUUUCUGAGGAAAAGUUGCGACAGAGUUCUGAGACGCAGAAACAAGCACAUCGGCAUCAGACUGAUUUAACUGAACAGAUUAGAUCUCUUAAGAGUCAGCUGGACAAACAAAUGGAAGAGAACAAAAAACAAGACAUUGACUUAACUAAAUCUAGAACAAAACUCUCAGAAACUGAAACAAACUUGAGUAACCUUGUUGAAGAAAAGUCCAAGUUAUGUAAAAAAUAUGAUGAUUUGUGUAAAAGUUUAAAUGAUCUGACAGCUGACAAUACUCAAUUAAAGAAGGAUGUUGCAAAUCUUAAUGAAGAAAAGAAACAGGUUGAACAGAAAUUAAAAGCUGUGAAGAAAAGUUUAUUUGACUCUGAGCAGAAAUUGUCUGAAGUAAGGCAGGAAAAGGAGGAGAGAGAAAAAGGGCAUCAGGAGGUUCUUGAGAGAUUACAGGGUGAGAGACAGGACCUGACAGAAAACCUAGAGGAGGCUAUGUCAGACCUGGGUAGCAUAAAACAUCAGUUAGAGCAGACAUCUCGUGAACUAGAGAACAUGUAUCACCUCAAGGAUCAACUGGAAGCAGAACGAAAUGAUGUUAUGUCAGACAAAAUUAAUAUGGAGGAAAAGAUAUUGCAGCUACAAACUCAGUGUCAAGGUCUUGAUGAGGAGGUCAAAGGACAAAACCUCAAGGUCAGUGAAAUGACCAGCAUAUUCAAUGGAUUGAAAGCAGAGAAAGCUGGCCUGAUGUCAGAAAAACAGGAAGUUGAGAUAGAAAUCAAAACACUUCAGAAUGAAUUAAAAAACAUCAAAUCAGAGAGAGAUGAAGCAAUGGCAAAAAUUAAUGAUUUGGAAGCAGAAGGGAAGGCAAGUUCAGAACGGUGGAAAGAAAGCGAAAAAGAUUUGGAGAACAAGCUGCAACAAACAGAGCAAGAAAUGAGGAGUUUAAGAGAUGAAAAGAGUGAGUUAGAUUCUACUCUAACAGAAUUACAAAAUAGACUCGAAGAUAAAAGCAGUCGUACUGAAGAACUAGAAAUAUGCUUGCAAAAAAGAUCAGUGUCUUUAGAAGAUCUGAAGAAAUCAGCAUCAGAAAAGGACCAUUGUAUCGCUCAACUUGAAGAAAACUUGAGAUCCAUGGAGGAAAGUUAUGAGCAAGAGAAAGACACUCUAAAGCAAGAGUUGACAGCAUUACAGUUCCAGCAUAGUGCUGAACAGAUUCAACAUGAACAGGCACUGAAGUCCUACAAUUCACAAGAGACAAACAUCAGCGAGCUGAAGGAAAAGCUGAUGGAGCAGGAGAGCCUGAUAGAACAGCUGGAACAGGAGAUGGUGGAGAUCAAGUCUGCCAGGGAACGAGAGAAGGACAGACAAGGUCAUGAGAUGGAUGAUUUACGAUCAAUGCUUCACUCUAGAGGGAAUGACAAGGAGGAACUCCAGGAAAAACUCAUGAUGAGCCAGCUGGAGGAUGCUGAGCGGCGACUGAAGGACACAGGAAUGGAGAGUCAGAGCGAGAUAUCGGAACUUAAAAAAGAUACUGAACAACUGAAGAAAAAACUCAUCACACUCAUACGAGAAAAGGAUUCACUCUGGCAAAAGUCCGACCAGCUAGCUUAUCAACAGAAAGAGAAAGUCAAGGAGAAAUGGAUGGAUGACAAAACAGUACUCAACUGUCUUGGCUGCAAAACUGAGUUCUCAUUCACAGUCAGAAAGCACCAUUGUCGUAUGUGUGGAAAGAUCUUUUGUUUCAACUGUAGUAACAACUGGAUCUUAACAGCUCAUAGCAGUAAAAAGUCUCGUGCCUGUAACCAGUGCUACCGAUGGUACAGUCAGAUGGAGUCUGGUCAAGCUGAAUCACCCGACACAGAAAAGAAUGAUUUCGAGGACACUGUAGAAUUGCCGCAUUGUAAGUUCCGCAGGAGUCGUGGCCAUUCACUGGAGCAAGGGACAGAUGGUCAAUUUGGUGACAAGGAGCCAAAUAUGAUGGUUGGCCAGAUGGAUGAAAGCACUUCCACAGUAGAGUCUUCAGAAGUGACCGAUCAGUCAUCCAUGGAAGGGUCCAGAACUGAUAAAGAUGAGGAAAUAACUUAUGCAGUCCCUGGUCAGGUUGCCACGGAUAUUUCUAUAGCAUUGGUUGGUGAAAAUGAGACAGAUGAAACCAAGGUGAAGAAAACAGCAACAGGGGAUGAAGAAGAUGGUGCUUCUGCACCUUCAAAAGACGAUGUCUUCCACAUGAUCAGUGACGAGGAAAUCACCAAAUCUCUAACGAUGAGCGAAGAAUCACAGUCUAUCAACGUGGAUCCAACACUCACGACCAGUCUAACGGUUUCCACAGAGGAAUUAGAGAAAGGUAUUAUCAACAGUACGAAUGAGGUCACCAUUAGGGCUGGACGUCGGUUUGCUGUUCCUGUCAUGGUGGACAAGGUUAACACUAUUCUGUGUUGGGAGUUCACCUCCCAGCCCAAGGACAUUGUGUUUAGUGUUACCUACCAGACUCGGAGUGAUCUCCCCCUGACAGCAUCCCAGACUUUGGUGCCACCGUGUAAAUGUGAUUCCCAUAAACAGGCAGUGAAAGGAGAGCUUACUGCUAAACAACUAGGGAUCUACACCCUUACCUUCGACAACUCCUACUCAAGAAUGACAUCAAAGAAAAUUUCUUAUUAUCUGUGGACACGUUAGCAUUGACAUUUACAAACAACAGAGGGUAUAUUGUACCUGUUAAUACUUAAGUGAAACAGAAUCUAUCAUGAUCUUUUAAAAAUGGCACUUUAUAAAUAUGAAAUAUUUUUUAUCAUAUUCUUUGUCAUCGUGAAUUUAUCGACACUUCUAUAAUUCUUAUUCUUAUAAUCACAUGAAACCUUUUUUACUACUACAUGUACAAAAUUUGAUGUAUUAAAUACACAUAAAUUGGACUCUCCAAUCCAUCUAUUUUCUCUUAAUAGAAUGAAUAAUUUUGUUUGAACAAUUACAAUGUAGACCCCUAUAUUGAGAAUUUUUUGAAAACAAAGUUAUUUGGUCCCAUGGACAAAGGCAUAGUUAAGACAGAUGAAGUGGUGGAAAAUAAUCUUUAUUCAGUAUGGUAUGUUAUCUGUGAUGAACUGGUAAUGUCAAAUGAUAUAUAACAUUUAUGUUUUGGUGCAGAAAAUUGUAUGAGACCAGUUUAAGGUAUCUAAGUUAUCUGUGUUGUGAUCUAUUUAUGUACAUAUAAAAGUCAGUGGUGGUUGACCAUGGAAUAUUUAUUCUAAAUAUUUUAUUUGUUUUUAUAAUUGUUGUUUUGUAUUAAGCUUUCUCUAUUAUAUGCUCAAAAAGUCGCUUUUUAAAAUUUUUUUAAAAAUUAUUGCAAGUUUUAUUUUACGCAAGAGAAUGGAAUUUUUGCCCGAUACUUUUGAUUGUCAAUGAUAAUAUUUGUGUAUUUGGUGAAAUAACAGUAAAAAAUUAAAAAAAACCCAAAAAAACCCAGCUCAUAUUGAUAUAGAAUGUGAAUCUUAUAGUGGUUGGAGGUUAUAGGUAUAGUAAAUAAUAAUUAUAGUAGUGAGUUUAAACGGACCCUUUAGAGUGGUAGUAGGCUGUAUAGUCUCACAGAGAAGUUUUACAAAACUCGCAGCAAUUGUUUACCAGUAAUUGAGAUUGUUACCAUGACAACAAUGUUUUUCAUUAUUUAAUUUUCCUCAAUAUUAUUGUCAUUAAUGUAACAGAUGUCAUUAUUUAUGUCAUUGAACCCUCCCGGAUUCGAACCCGUGACCUCUGGCUUACUAGUCUGAUGCUCAACCGAUGAAGCUACAGAGAGGUUCUCUCUAGCCAAGCGGUAUAUGGUGGCAAGUAUGUUACCAGGGUUACAUUGAUAUAACUAUAUCUAUCCAAUAAAAUGGAGCUGAAUUUUUACCUUAACAAUAUGUUAUUCUACAUGAAAGUACACAGUAUUAUGUGGUUAUUUUUUGGUCAGACGAUCAUGAAGAGUUACGCUUAGUGUGAGUGUUAUGUAAUGACCAUUUCUGAAAUCUAUGCAAAUAUUGAUUUGAUUCUAUCAAAUUAGCUUAAAAGAUAUUUUCUUUAACCCAGUAGGUAAUGACAAGGAAUGUAUUUUUAGAAUUUGUACAUCUAUUACCUAGAAUAACUUUGCUCCUAAACAAGACAUAUAUAUUUGACCUUUGUCGUGAUUCUCCUUAGAUAAAAAUCCACUCCGUACCCAUAUGUCCUCUCCAUAUCAAAAUACUGAAAUUCCUCUUUUGAAAAUUUGCCAGGUCCCUCCAAUGUAGAAAGCAUUUUAAGGUUUCAAACAAUAUUUUGAAAUUUACUGAAAAGAAACUUAAUUAAGAUAAAGCUGUGAAAAAUCUUCAUCAUAAAAGCAAGAAAAGUACUAGGAAAGUACGUAAAGCUGUUUUCUGGUUCUUGUAGUUCAAUAGUGUUUUGUGUGUUCAACCCAGAUGUUCUCUGUUCAUGUAAAUUUCAGUGUGUACCACUUAAUGUUUUAUAUAGUUAAUCACAUAAUCAGAAAGUUUUAAUAUGAUGCAUCAUAUCUUAUUUUAGUAUGUAUGGGCGAGUUAUGGCCCCUUUUUUUACUUAUAUAUUUACAUCAAUGAAUGCAUUUCCUCCCAACCUGUUAGGGAUGUUAUAAUGAAAUAUGUAUCAUUGUAAAUCACAUAAGACUGAGUUCCUUGUAAAUAUCUGAGGAGAGUCAAUCAUGAAUUCAAAUUACGUGUGAUUUGUUGUAGGAAAAUACAUUAACAACAUUAAGAUUGUGUCCAUGUUGAUCUCACAAUAGAUUCCAUAUAUAUUCACAAACCGAACAAAUAGAUACAUAUUACAUUACCAUUCAGAUAUUGUCAGGUGUAGUCUUUUGAAUUCACAAAAUCAUGUAUUAGCAAAUAUGUCUGAAGAGAUAAUAAUGUUCCUUUACAACAAAAUCAUCUGUUUACUUGAAUGUAAAUCCACAAUCUUCCUACUUUUAAGUCACACAACAACGAAAUUGUCAUCCCCCAGACAAAAAAUGAAGAUAUGAAAUAAAGAUUUUGCACCUUUAAUUGGUUAUCAUUACCUUUUCCUCAUUUAUGCCAAAUCAAACUCAUCAUGGUACAAAUCCUGUACUAUGUCUGACAUCCACUAGGAGCCUUUUAUAGUAUUACUCCCAGAGAGCAUAUUAUUUUAACUUUCUCUUUAUGUAGACAGUUUUUAUUAGUUAAAGCACUUGAUCACAAUGGUUGAGCAGUGGUAUCUGAGAGUCCUGUCAUAAGUUUAUCUCAUGUACUACACUGGAAGAUUUAGGUGUACUAGUCUAAUGGGAUUGAAUCUUUCCUCCAGAUUUUACAAGUCAAGUUUUAUAUGUUGUAAAAUUACCCCACAACCCAGCCAUCACCUAAUAAAUAGUUUCAAUAUAAACACCCUGGCCUCAUAUUUUGUAUCAGUGCCAGUUAAUUACUUCAUGCUACUUAAACCAUUUUAUGAAAAAUUUUUAGUGAGAGUUUUGGUUUUAGAUUCUACAACUUGACAAAUUAAAUUGAUGAUUUUAAUAAUGUGUGAAUUAUGAUUUAUCGUAGCUCUAAUAAUUUGCUGUUGAAUUUGCAAUACAAUUUUAUAUUCUGAUAUAUCAUCACGAUGUAAGAUAACUUAAUGUAUUAUUUUUAUACAUAAACAUUAUGUAUGCCUUUUACCUAUAAAACUAUAAGCAUGCAGUGGAACUUCCUGAGCUACCUUAAUGUACCAUUUUUCAAGGUCUUGAAUGAAAUAUCCGUUUCGGAAGAGGGUGAUUUGUUACUUUUGAUCAAAAUAAAUAAUAUUUUGAA
Messenger RNA from Ylistrum balloti, 8420 nucleotides. RefSeq names its product FYVE and coiled-coil domain-containing protein 1-like. Gene Ontology annotation, cellular component: lysosome; late endosome; autophagosome. Lineage: Eukaryota; Metazoa; Mollusca; Bivalvia; Pectinida; Pectinidae. The coding region runs from base 4 to 5319 and encodes 1771 amino acids. The record is from RefSeq and is a predicted model, not a curated record. Gene Ontology annotation, molecular function: metal ion binding. The transcript has 23 exons. Gene Ontology annotation, biological process: plus-end-directed vesicle transport along microtubule; positive regulation of autophagosome maturation.